Messenger RNA from Asterias rubens (European starfish), 4488 nucleotides. RefSeq lists its product as uncharacterized. Gene Ontology annotation, cellular component: extracellular matrix. Gene Ontology annotation, molecular function: protein binding. The transcript has 19 exons. The coding region runs from base 235 to 3846 and encodes 1203 amino acids. Lineage: Eukaryota; Metazoa; Echinodermata; Asteroidea; Forcipulatida; Asteriidae. The record is from RefSeq and is a predicted model, not a curated record.
AGUGUUAUUUCCUUUAUAAACUUGAAUUUAGAUAGUUUCGAUCAGAUCUAUCAGGACAGCGGUCACAGAAGAUUGGAACAAAUUUUCAGAACAACAUCUCCUGAUAUGGUUUACAUUUAAACCUCAUAAAUUAUCUAAUGUUAAAGUUCAUCUUACAGAUUAACGCCAGCAUUUUCCACAAAAUAGGCUACAUGUGACUUGUUAUAAUUGCAAAGAAGGUUGCUUUGGGAAAAUAUGGCCGACCAUGGAUUUAAAGGCGUCUUGCGACCUCUUUGUUUAGGUGUGAUUGCUUGUGCACUAACCAUUGGACUAGUUGGAGCCAAGGCUACGGGGGACGCGUGUGAGGCUUGCCAUUGCGAUAGACAUACAUUGACUGUUGACUGCAGCAAUAGGGGUCUGACAGAGCUACCAAUCGGCAUACCAAAUGACACCGCAAAACUAGACCUUAGUAUGAACUUCUUGCGAGAGAUACCAGAAGAUUGGUUGUUGCAGUUUGAUUAUCUCGUUUACCUGAGUGUAUCCAGCAAUCAUAUUUCGAAUUCAUUUAAAGUACCACCGUCUCUCAGGUCUCUGUCUGCUGAUGAUAACCAGUUGCAAGAUAUAAGAAUGAUGAUGGAAACCGGAAAACUAUGGGAAGUAUCUUUCGAAAGAAACGAGUUGGAAGUAAUUCGAACGGAUACAUUUAGAAACUGCAAGGACCUAGCUCAAGUGGCGCUUUCUUCAAACAAGAUAUCUCAAAUCGAGCCCGGUGGUCUUAGUGUGUCUAAUUAUACCAAAAUAUUGCUGAACGACAACCCAAUUGUAGAGCUUAGUCCCGCCGCGUUUGGUGGUAGACGUUUUAAAUCGAUAGAACUCCAGGGCAAUCAUUUUACAAGCAUAGAGAGCUACACACUUGGAGGCUUUUGGGAUACUGUAACGCUCCGCAACAACAAUUUACAGGAACUUCCAGACGGACUGUUUUCAUAUAGGACAGACUCAAGACGACCUGUAUUAAGGAUUGAUCUUGCUAAAAAUCAAAUUCGAAAGGUGUCUCCAUCAACUUUCAAAGGCUUAAAAGAAGCCUAUAUUUUAUCUUUAGCUUCAAACAAGCUGAAUGAUGAGUCACUACCGAAUGAUUUAUUGGUCAACGUUACGCUUUAUACUUUGUUUGAUCUAUCAAUGAAUGAGCUGACAAAAUUUCCAAGAGAACUUCUACGAACACAAAACCGGCUCGUGCACCUUUACCUCCAACGCAACCACAUCACCGCUCUAGACGAAACCAUGUUCAAAGGACUUCACUCUCUUGCUUCACUAUACAUCUAUCAAAAUCCGAUAAUGCAGAUGGCAGACUUUCAGUUUUUUGAGACAACCCUAGAACUUCUUCUUAUGUUUCAGUGUGAUUUAUCAGAAGUUGGAAUGAGACCGUUUGCUACGAAAGGAGACACCAUGAAGCAAAUAUUGCUGCACGGAAAUCCAAUUGAACAUAUUUCCAACACCGUAUGGCGUGAUUUGGGACAUGACUGUUACGUAUCUGUUGAUAAAAGUCUUCAAGAAGUACCGCGAACGAAUCGGACAGACAUUAUUGUUGAAUUAGUCGGAGACGACUUUAUACGUCCAUUCGACAUGCUGUAUUUAGGAAGCAGUGACUUUUCAUCAUCGGGUUUUGUGUGCCAGCGAAUUUCAAAAUACGAGCGUAAAUGCAGGCCCUGUCAUCAGGGAACUUUCGGGUCGCAGUCAGGCUGUAGUCCAUGUCCGCCAGGUGGGUUUUACCAAAGCAAAACUGGUCAGUAUUCGAAUGGCGAUUUGAACUGUGAAACAUGCAAUAAAGGAACUUACGUCUCGCCUGAAGAUUCACCUGGCACGAGAGCUGCUGAUUGCAAGGUGUGUCCAACAGGGACAGACAAAAGUACCGCUGCAGGGUUCCGGGCUUGUCCGUGUGUGGACAACUAUUACCGCACUGAUCGGUUUGGCGAAUGUCAUCAGUGUCCCCACGAAGGGAUCGACUGCUCCGGGGAAUAUCAACAUCUUCGUCCGGGCUACUGGUGGACGUGGAACUGGAGCUCACAAGAAGACCAAAUCUCGCAGGAAAACCACGAUUCGUAUAUGAAUUUUGUCAGCAAUAUAGGCAUUAUGAACGACUCGUAUGACAGAAGCACGCAGAGAUUUAGCGGGAAGUUACCAAAGGUACACAAAUGUCCACGCGACGACGUGUGUCCAAAUGGUGGAUUCGGUAUCGACUCAACUUGCAGUGAAGGUUACAAGGGCUGGCUGUGUUCUGAAUGUGAAAACAAGUAUUACUCUUGGCUUGGUCAUUGUUUGGAAUGUCCAGAGUGGCCGUUAUUUGCUGUAGAAGUCUUCUGCAUCUUGCUUGUUGUCUGCCUCGUAGUCUGUUUCUUUGUGUGGGAUGCAUAUAGAAGGCAUCGUCGGAAUGAACGAAAUAUCGUGAGCGUCUUCUUAGCACGCGGGAAAAUCGUAGUUGGUUUUUGCCAGGUAGUGGGGGAAAUAUUCUCCGCUCUAGAUGACAUUCCUUGGCCAAAGAAUUUGCAGACAUUGGGCUCAGUCUUUAAGACAGUUGAGGUCAGCUUAGUUGGUUGGUUGAUUAGUCCCCGAUGCUUUAUUCCGGAUUUCACCUACCACAAUAUUUACAUUGAAUUCUUGGUCGGUUUCAGCUUCAUCAUAUUUGUUGUUCUGGUUGCUUUGUGUUACUAUGUAUUCAGAAAAUAUUACAUAAGAGACGCGCAAGGGUUGCCUGUGCACUGCAGAAAUGAUCUCAGUAAAAGUAAACGAAGAUGUUUCCUUAUUGUCGUCAUUUUGCUCUUUCUGUCGUACCCAAGCGUAUGCAGCGUUGUUAUUACUCUGUUGCCGACUGGGUGUAAGCUGUUUUACAUGGAUGAGGAUAAAAAACUCAACAUCACCUUGCUGAGGUAUGAUUACGCAAUAGACUGUGAGAGCCCAGAACACAGUGUUUACAACUAUGCCGCCCAAACAGCUAUGGUGUACGUUGUGGGUUUCCCGCUCGCAUUGCUCAUUCUUCUGUGGUAUAGCAAAAGAAAGACCACCAAUGGAGAAGAUCAAGCCUCCGUUUCGAGUCAGGAUUCAGAUCAAGUGUUGCCCGGUACCUCCAAUGAUGGGAUAGAGGAUACAGAAGCACCCGUGUCGAGUCAGAAUUCGGGUCAAGUACUGCUUGUUGUCACCAAUGAUAUGACAGAUGACUUUAAUAACCUUGUCACAGAGUCAGAUGCAACUGUAUUUCAUGACACCUCAGAGCCAGAUGCGAAAAUUAGCUGGCAAAGUUUUCUGUGUGAAAACUACAAAGCCGAGUUCUGGUACUGGGAGAUCAUUGAACUUACCCGUAAGAUCCUGCAGACGCUCUUCAUACUGCUGUUUGGACCCGAGGACCACUUCACACUCUUCAUGUCUGUCUUCUUGUCUGUCUUCUUUCUGCUCAUCCACGCCUACCUGAAACCAAUGAAGGAUGCAGCUGAACAGCGGCUUCAGAUGUGCUCGCUUGGUAUCAUCUUCAUAAACAUGCUGGCGGCGUCCUUGCUCAUCAUGCCAAAUGACGAUGGGCCAAUUGUAGAUGAUAGAAAGGGAAUUCUUUCAACUGCGUUAGUUCUUCUUAAUCUCAGCAUUGUUGUUUUCGUUGCAAUAAGCUCCGUCUGGACUGGCAUCAAGACUCUUUCGAGACAUGGAUGCUUUGCUUGUAUAAGAAAUUCAUCGGUGCAGAUGUAUAGAUGGUGCCGAAGACGCUACAAGAUAGAGCAAGAUGGCUAUCUGGACGACCAACACUUUUCACUUUUUGACGAACAGGAUGAGCAGACCAAUGAAGGCCAAGACGCUUCCUCAGUGGUUCCAGUGACUAAUUAACUAUUAUUGGCCUGACAGUGAAGUUAGAAUCUAAAAUGAAUAUAAUUUUAGAUGCUGGGCUGCCGGACCAAUUUAUUGGGUAGUGAAUAACACUGUAAUAUAUUGCUAUAUUUAGUUAGUUGUUUCAUAAGAAGGCUGAUGCAAGAUCUUAAACAAAAAUCAUAGCAAUUUAAAAUGGAUGUUUUGUUCGAGGCUGAUGAUUUAAUCGGGCAAGUCGUUUUUUUGUAUUAAAAAACAAGUUAUGGGUUACAUUUUUAUUCAGACACUUUGUAUGGUAUUUAGGGGCGUUUUAUUUGUUUGUUAUACUUUGUAGUUGCCCUUUUUUGGCAAUCUAAAAGUAAAACGGACACGCUUUCUUUCAAACUCAGAGAAGGCAAAACCUUCUAUCAUCGCUAUAACGAAAUGAAAACUAUUUCAAACUCCCUCAAGUCUUGACACGUAAUUCAUGUUAUUCAAAAUAUUUAAAAUGUAUACCCAAUUCCAUUUAAACACACUGGACACUAAUGGUAACUGUCAAGACCAGUCUUCUCACUUAGUGAACAAGAUAACUCAACUGCACAUAUAACAAACUAGUGAAAACUUGAACUCAAUUGGUCGUCGAAGUUGCGAGAUAUUAUAAUAGAAGAAAAACACUAUUGUCAC